AUGGAUUCUUAUCCUAAAUCCACUUUAUUUGAAGGUUUUAAAUCAAAUAUGUUAGGUUUUAAUAAAAACGAAAAAUCUCAGGUAAUUCCUUCCAAAGAGUUACCUGAUGAUUUAUUUGAAGAAAGUUUAGAUCCUUGGAGGUUUUCAUUAAUUGUUAGAUUAAAUUUACAACAAACUAAAUUUGUUGAUGCUGCUAUCCUUCUUCGUCGACAAUGGAAAUUACAUGGAGACUGUAAACUAAUUCCAUUAGGGAGGGGUUUCUUCACAAUAAAAUUGGAUAAUGAAGUUGAUCGUCAAUACAUUAAGGAAGGGAAAUGGGAAGUUCUGAAUCAAAUUUUACAAGUAAGAAAGUGGAUAUCUAAUUUCAGACCUGAAAGUCAAAGAACUUCAAAAGCAAUCGUAUGGGUGAGACUGCCAUGUUUAGGUCUUGAGUUUUGGAGUGAGAAGAUUCUCUUUAAGAUCUGCAAAGAAAUUGGUAUACCAAUUAAACUAGAUGAAGCUACUGCAAGAUGUGAGGUAGGUUAUUAUGCAAAUGUCUUAGUUGAAAUUGAUUUUGCAAAAACUGUUCCUAAUAAGGUUUGGAUUGGCACUAAAUAUGGAGGUUUUCUUCAAAAUAUAUCAAUUCCAGUAUUCCCUAAAUUCUGUCACACUUGCAAGAUUGUUGGUCACAGUAUUGUUGAAUGCGGAAUUGAUACAAGCAAGCAUCAACAAGCAAGUAAUAUGCAGAAUAAUAUGUCUCCUACACCUACUAAUGUUCAACAGCAAACACCUAAGGUACCUCAUAUUCCUUUUGAUAUUUGUGAUAGGUCUGAAGUUGAGAGAAGUUGUUCUAACACUGAAAGGAGACAGAGCAGUUCUCCUGAUGUUAAUAACAUGCAAAUUCUUGAAGAAGAUAUUAUUAUUUCUAAUAUUGUUACACCAGUGCAUACUGGUGGCACUUCUGCACCAGUUAAUAUCAACAGUGGAAGAUUUCACAUUCUUAACCAAGAAGACAACAUCAAUGUGGAUGAAGAGAUUAUAGCUGAUCAAGAAAAUCCAAAAAAUUCUUCAAGUACUGAAAUCCCUGAGGUGGAAAGUAUAGUUAAAUUUGUUGAUGUAGUUUCAGGAAAAAGUUCUAAAAAUGAUAACAAUAACAACAGGAAUAAUAUAGAAGAUAUUCCAAAAGUACUCAAGAUAACUGAAGAAAAUAGUUUGUAA
This is a messenger RNA of Papaver somniferum (opium poppy), 1197 nucleotides long. RefSeq lists its product as uncharacterized. The record is from RefSeq and is a predicted model, not a curated record. The transcript has a single exon. Lineage: Eukaryota; Viridiplantae; Streptophyta; Magnoliopsida; Ranunculales; Papaveraceae. Bases 1 to 1197 code for a protein of 398 amino acids.